GCGCUACUGGGGAGGGAGGAACGGUGUCUGGUCAGCUCAAUGGAGAAAUGAUACAACCUCACCUGGAGAAACUUUCUCAACUUUUACGCACCGAAUUUCACUUGGAUUGUUCACCUUCAGCUGCUUACAGGGAUGAUGUCGCACCGCUCUAAAGGUGUGGCUGCGUCAGAUCACCAAACCCAUGUUCCGCAGACAGCAUGCGCAACUGUCCGUCAAAAGUUCUGAGAAUUUGUGCGGAAGUCGGCUUAAUCGGAAAACACCUCCAGUGGAUUCACCAACAAUGAAUAACAUCAAUAAGAAGUGUCUCGGAUUGAUUUUGGUCAGUGGAUUACUGCUGAUGUUCCUGUUUCAUGCUUGGAGGCCCGGGACCAGUUCAGGAGUCGACAUACGGUCAAAACAGAGUAGUCCAAUAAAACAAUUCUUCCGUGGGAAAACUGGAGACACCAACAUUCCCUACCAUAUAAAGGAGGACGUGGCAUGUCGUUUGGCACAAAAUGCAUGUGUAUGCCAGGCUGAUCAGGAAAGCUUUCACCUGCCGUUCUCCAACCUGCUCUUUCCACGAGUGUGGGCCCACAACCUAGAUCUUGCAUUCUUGGAGCUCCACCCUGAUCCUGACAGCAUAAAACGUCACAGAGCUCAGGAGUACAACAACUUCCAGUGGAGGUCCUACAGUCCUGCGGAUGUGCUUAUUGUAGCGGAGGCCAACAGUCCUCUUCAGUAUCCUACCCAGGGUGUGGAGGUGCGACCUCUGCAAACAAUCAUCAUUCCAGGUUUGGGUCUGAAAGAAGAAGCAAGAUCAGUCCAUACAGUAUAUUUGACAGCAACUCUGGGGAUUUUUGAUGUUGCUGCGACGGUGGACGGGGUCUCCAUCACAGGAGAGGGAGAGAAGCAGAUGAUGCUGUCGAGUCCUCGUCUCCCUGACCUGAACAGGCAGCUGGAGUUCGUCACCUAUACAAACACUGUGUUCCACCCGAAGACAGCAGAUACAAUUCGGUUUGCAACCAAAAGUCAACGGUCAUUUUUCAUCAUCAAAGUUGGGCAUCCAAUCAUUCCGAAGCUUUACAACUCUGGAUACCAGGAAGAGUACAACAUUAGUGCUCUUGUCACUAUUGCCACCAAGACCUUCCUUCGCUACGACAAGCUCAAAGACCUCAUCGACAGCAUACGACAGUAUUAUCCCAACGUCACCAUAGUGAUAGCAGAUGACAACGAGCACCCUCAGCCUGUGACCGGCCCUCAUAUUGAACAUUAUAUCAUGCCAUAUGGAAAGGGUUGGUUUGCAGGAAGAAACCUGGCAGUGUCUCAAGUGACCACCAAGUAUGUGCUCUGGGUGGAUGAUGAUUUCAUCUUCACUGCAAACACCAAGUUGGAGAAGAUGGUGGACAUACUAGAGAAAACCACUCUGGAUCUGGUCGGCGGCGCGGUGAGAGAGGUGACGGGUUACACUGUAACGUACUGUCACACCAUUUCAGUGGAAGCAGGAGGAGAAGAGGGCGACUGUUUGCAUAUCAGAAAUGGCAACCACCACGCCAUCGACGGAUUUCCCAACUGCGUGGUGGCCGAUGCCGUCAUCAACUUCUUCAUGGGGCAGACGGACAAAGUGCGGCAGGUUGGCUUCGACCCCCGGCUGUCACGACAAGCGCAUCUGGAGUUCUUCAUCGACGCUCUGGGCUCCCUCCACGUUGGCUCCUGUGGCGACGUCAUUGUAAACCACGCAUCAAAGAUUCAACUGCCCUGGAGUAAAACAGAGUCACAAAAGGCCUAUGAAAAAUUCCGCUACUUGUCUUCCAGUGCGAACACGAACAUGCAUAACGAAGUCUACUACUUCAAGAACAGGUUCAAGUGCAUGACCAGUCAAUGACACACUUGUCUAAUGUAAGAGCAACAAAUCAUUUUUGUUUCCCGGUAAAUGAAGAAUGCAAAAUCUUGUAUUGUUAUUUUAUUUUUUUACAGUUUUUUGUUGUUGUUGUUGUUGUUUUUUUACUGCCUGAACAAUUAAAAUGCUGUUGUGAGUUGAGAAGUCCACAAUUAUAUGCUUUCAUAAACACUAUUGACCUGUUUGAGGGGAAUUCAGUGCAUGUUAGAAUCUAAGCUGAGUUGUCAGUCAGCUUUUCUGCACUCAGUAUAGUCAACAGCCCUGUUUGCCAUUUUUAUUGCACAGUAGUUUGGUUUCCAAAACUUCCUGUGGGAUCAUGUUACAAACCUCAGGCUCAGGAGUUGCAACAUGUUUGUCCACAGACGAACUCAUAAUUAUGUUUGGUAAUUUCAGGCAUCAGUGGUGCAAAGAAUGAGUGGAUGAGCGAGUGUGGGUGGGAGACCUAAAAAAAACAAAGAAGAAAACAAAGCAAUCAAAAGCGAAGGCCAUGUGAAUGGCAUCAAGGCUGCUCAGAGUCUCCUUUGAUAGACUUUUUAUGUCCUUUGGCCUCUUCCUGUCCACGUGCAGGUUUUGAUGUCCUUUGUAACACUCCAGAAAGAGAAAGACCUGAAAGAGCCAAGUAGAUGUGAGACAGAACUAGAGAGAGGAUGUCAUGAUAGAAAACAUUCUUUUCACAACCAAAAAUGCCAAAUUUUUGUUGUGACUCCCGGAUUCCAGUUUGUCCGCAGCAAUGAUCAAGAACGUUUUUGACUCCCAACAGUUAUGCAGACCCUGUAAGAGUUUAUGGUCGUGUCUCCGCGGUUACUCUUUCCAAGUUUCUUUUCCUUUCAGCUGAUGUGACAAAGUACAGCCUUCACAGACAGAAACCCAUUUGUGCUUACAUUCAUAUAUAAGGCCAAUUUAGAAUCACCAAUUAACCUAACAUGAGGCAGUAGUGCCUCAUCACUUCACCCUGUUUUGACAGUGUCGCGAUAAAAUGUUGAUAAAACGUCAUUACUGAGAUUUGUUGGAUGAAAUGCAUCAUGCUAUUCAUUACUCUCCUUUAGGAAGCAUGCCUUCUCCAAAUCUUAGGAGCCUUUUGCAUCCACAGGCUGUUUACAUCUGGGGAGCUUUUUUUAGCGUUAGUCCUUAAAUUAAGCUUUUUUCCUUCCCACGAUGUAGAGUAAACUGUUCAGCUGCAAAGUUUGAGGUACGUGCAUUGAGAGAGGGGGGAAUAAAUAAAUAAAUUGCACACUGAUGUAAUUUUUUCAGUUGGAUUUGGUAGCAAAAAAAGAGAUUUUACUGUAUUAGAUACUUUUUUUUAAGUUGAUGUUCAUUUCUGUAAUUUAGAACCUGAUGUGUUUAAUGACAGAUGAGAUUGUAUUUUAAGUUGUUGGGGUUUUUUUUUCCAAAAACAAAAUACUGGCUGCAGACUUUUUUUUUUUUUUUUAAAUACAAAUGACACAUACGUAGCUAAACAUCUGACAGUGUCCCAACAAAUGUAGUUGUUCUGUUUGACUUGAUUUUUCCCGUCUUCUGUUGGUGUUAAGCAACGAUGUUUAGUGUUUAGAUCACAA
This is a messenger RNA of Stegastes partitus (bicolor damselfish), 3432 nucleotides long. Its product is annotated as beta-1,4 N-acetylgalactosaminyltransferase 1-like. Gene Ontology annotation, cellular component: Golgi membrane. The transcript has 11 exons. Gene Ontology annotation, molecular function: acetylgalactosaminyltransferase activity. Lineage: Eukaryota; Metazoa; Chordata; Actinopteri; Pomacentridae. Gene Ontology annotation, biological process: ganglioside biosynthetic process. The coding region runs from base 182 to 1861 and encodes 559 amino acids. The record is from RefSeq and is a predicted model, not a curated record.